GACAUAACAAAAUACGAAAAUUAAAAUCACAACAAAGGACGAAAGUUGCAGCGUUUUUUGCGCCGACCGGUCGCGUUUUUCUUCAUCCUUUCGUCGUAAUGCACGACAUUGGGAUGGCUUUGCUGUUGCUGCGAAGAAUCCGUAUCGGUCCAGCACCAUUCCUGGGCCUGCAGCACUGCCAGCGGUGCUUUAGUGCCCGGUUGUCCGAGAAUGUAAGCAACGAGAGUGGAACGGAGCAGUCGAACGCACCAGCGGACAGCAAUAGCGCGGAACGGCUCAUCAAAGUGGCCAUCGUGGGAAUGCCAAAUGCUGGCAAAAGUACACUGAUUAAUCGAUUGAUAGAUCAACGAGUCUGUCCUGUGUCGGCCAAGGUGCACACCACGCGGAAGGCCUCGAAGGCUAUCCACAGCAAAGCAAACUCGCAAGCAAUCCUGUUCGACACACCGGGGCUCGUCGGUAGCCGGGAAAUUAAGAAGCACCAGCUGGACACACAGUUUGUGUCUGCGUGCCGGCAUGCCAUCCAACAUUCGGCCCUAAUCGGUGUUGUGCACGAUGUGUCGAACUCGUGGACACGCCACGCGCUCAGCCCGGUGCUGUUGCGUGUGCUGGAAGAGUACGCCCACAUACCGAGCUUUCUGAUACUGAACAAAAUCGAUACGUUGAAAUCGAAGCGCAUCCUGCUGGACAUUGUGCGAAACCUGACGUGCGAUCAGCUGGCAAGCAUCCGGAACUACGGUCCGCCAACUAGGCGCCGGAAGAGCAGGGAUGCUGGCGCUGAAGAGAAGGCACCAAGCGACGGUCUGGAGGGGAAAGAGAUUACAUCUCCAUCGCGGGUGGAAGGAUGGCCCCAUUUCACGGAAAUAUUUAUGGUCUCCGCCAUGACCGGCGAUGGGCUGCGGGAGGUAAUGUCGUUCAUACACGCGAACGCGAAACAGCAGCCGUGGGAACAUCUGCCGGACGAGCACACGGACCAGCCGCCGGAACAGCUGAUCGUGCAGAGCGUUCGGGCCCGGUUGCUCGAUUUUAUGCCACAGGAGAUACCGUACCUGCUGCAGACGGAGCUGGAGUACUAUGAGGUGGUGGGGGGUCGGAUACUGGCCAGCACCAUCGUUACCUGCCCGAACGACCGGAUAGCCCGGCUGGUGUGUGGCGAAUCGAACGGGAAGCUGCGCCAAAUCAACGAACAGGUAACGUCGGAUCUGAUCGAAACGUUCGGCAUGCCCGUGCUGCUCACGAUAACGACACGGGUGCGCAACAAAGAGUCGAAAUCAUAAACAGAGCUGCCCCGGGGUGGGGGUGAGUUUGUGUUUAUGAUGUGGUUGCUUUGUGGUUUUCGGUUCACUUAGAAGAGGGAGUUUGUACGCUAAUAGUGAGGUGGCGUUUGCAGGUUUGCAAGUUCACUUAAAUGAGAAAUGCAUCAAAGUGAAGCAACUUUGUGACCGUUCGUUUUUGCCUGUGUUUGUGGCUGACUAGUAACUGCACAAGUCUUCAAUUUGAUGCGUUUUUCAUUUUAAAAUGAACUGCUGUAGGCCAAGACGUUAUAAGGCUCUCAAUGCGCUCCAACCACAUGGUCAAUAAAACUAAGGAACUGCUUAAAAGCAGGAUGUAGAUGUUAAAAUA
This is a messenger RNA of Anopheles coluzzii, 1620 nucleotides long. RefSeq names its product GTPase Era, mitochondrial. The record is from RefSeq and is a predicted model, not a curated record. NCBI's taxonomy places the organism in Eukaryota, Metazoa, Arthropoda, Insecta, Diptera, Culicidae. Gene Ontology annotation, molecular function: rRNA binding; ribosomal small subunit binding; GTP binding. Gene Ontology annotation, cellular component: mitochondrial matrix. The transcript is spliced from 2 exons. Gene Ontology annotation, biological process: ribosomal small subunit assembly. The coding region runs from base 99 to 1274 and encodes 391 amino acids.